AUGCGCGUUAUCUCAACAGUCGUCGACGCCAUCAAGGACCUCGUACAGGACUGCAACUUCGACUGCAAUGACUCGGGCAUCGCGCUCCAGGCCAUGGACAACUCGCACGUCGCACUUGUUUCCAUGAUGCUCAAAUCCGAAGCCUUCGAUCCCUUCCGCUGCGACCGCAACAUCGCGCUCGGAAUCAACCUCGGUUCUCUUACAAAGGUUCUUCGUGCCGCUGGAAACGAUGACGCCCUUACCAUCAAGGCUGAGGACUCGCCUGAUGUCGUCAACCUGCUCUUCGAAUCCAGCACCACAUCGAGGCUGAGCGAGUAUGACAUUAAGCUCAUGGAUAUCGACCAGGAACAUCUCGGUAUUCCUGAGACGGACUACGCGGCAACAGUCUCGAUGCCAUCGGCUGAGUUCCAGCGCAUCUGCAGGGACCUAGGCGCAUUGUCCGAGUCAGGUACGUCCCGAACCAGACGCGACAGCGCGACAGCACACUAUACAACAAACUAA
Alternaria infectoria is the source of this 501-nucleotide messenger RNA. RefSeq names its product DNA polymerase delta processivity factor (gene PCN1). NCBI's taxonomy places the organism in Eukaryota, Fungi, Ascomycota, Dothideomycetes, Pleosporales, Pleosporaceae. The record is from RefSeq and is a predicted model, not a curated record. Gene Ontology annotation, cellular component: PCNA complex. Bases 1 to 501 code for a protein of 166 amino acids. Gene Ontology annotation, molecular function: DNA binding; DNA polymerase processivity factor activity. The transcript has 4 exons. Gene Ontology annotation, biological process: translesion synthesis; leading strand elongation; mismatch repair.